AUGUCAUCCCAUGUCCCCCGCCAGGAUCGCCAUCGACGAAUCCUGCCGACACCUUCCGAAGGACCACCGCUCACGACGAGGACAUCGGCGUCAAGCUCGGAACUACCAACAACGAGACGGGCCCCGCGUCGUCAAGCUCCGGCGGCCUGCCAGGAAUGUCGCAAGCAAAAGACCAAGUGUUCCGCCCACAGGCCGCAGUGCCUGCGCUGCCAGCGCCUCAGCAAGGCGUGCGUCUACGACACGGCGCAGCUCGAGACGCCGCGGCAGUCGCUGCGGCGCAAGCACGGCGAGCUCGAGCUGCGCAACUCCAACCUCGAGCACCUCUUUGGCUUCCUGCGCGACGCGCCCCGAGGCCGACGUCGCCCGCUUGUGGACCGGCGCGUCGAGGCCAUCCGGGGCUCGGCGUGGACGUCCGUCGCGGUCGCCGACAGCGUCGUGCGGCGGCUGCUGGGCGUGUUCUUUAUCCUGCAGCAUCCCUUCUACACCUUCUUCGACAAGGACAUCUUCCUCGAGGACCUCGUCUCGGAGAGGCACAGGUUCUGUUCGCCGCUGCUCUUCCACGCCGUCAUGGCCGAAGCCUGCCACGGCUACAGCGCCAUCUCGGAUCGAUACCGGUUUUGGGACCCGCAGAAGCUCACCUACCAGUUCUUGGCCGAGGCGAGGAGGCUGUGGGAGAUCGAGAUGCAGUCGGGAGAGGAUAAGAUCGCCACAGUCCAGGCUGCCAUGAUCCUGUGCGCCGGGUACUCGACCACGGGCCUGGACCAGCUCGGCACGGAGUAUCUACGACAGGGGGCCCGGAUGGCAGAGAGACUGCAGAUUUUUGGAUCUCUGGACCACGUUCAGAAUCCGCUGCGACGUAGGGUGUACGGCAUGACGGCAUGGGCUCUCUUUGGAUAUCAGGGCCGCCUGUGCUCACGACGCCCCCCGACGAGCCGCUGGCCGACAUCAAGGGCCUACAUGCGAUACGGUGGAGAUCUGGGUUCGGUAUCGUCCGCGGCCGAUGCCGACGUCGGUGCAGUUCGGCGAGACGUUUAUCGUGUUCAGCCAGCUCGAACCAUCAUGCGCAGAUUGCCGACCUGCAGCGCGCAGAGGCCGCAGGGACGAGCUGACGCCGCGAUGCCGCCGUGUUCAGACGAGAACUGUCCGCGUUACCACAACGACAUGCUCUCGCUGUUCGACUCGUUGGCCGACCAGAGCAGCGGGUCGCCGGUGGCGGCGUACCGCGAGAUCUGCGCGCACUCGCGGCAGUGCCUCGACGUGCUGGUGCGGCUGUACUACCUCCGGCACGGGUUCGAGAGCUGGAACGACUCGCUGCCGACGUGGCUCCUCUACCUGGCGCAGCUGUGCAUCCGCGACCUCGCGCGCGCCGACGACCCGCUCGCCGACGAGGCCACCGUGUCGACGCUCAUGCUGUGCGCCAAGGGCCUGCAGGACCAGGGCCGCAGCCUGUACAUCGCGCGCGUCUUUCUUCCACAUUCUGCGCCGCGCGAUGCCGCCGGCCGUCGCCGAGGUGCUCGAACCGCGACGUUACGGCCAUGGUCGACGAGCGGUCCAACACGGGCACGGGCGCGCAUCGCCUGCGGGCCAGCUGGCCGGUGCAGACCAUUUCCAUCUCGGACGAGCCGGACCGGUUACUCGAGAGGCUGA
Verticillium alfalfae VaMs.102 is the source of this 1647-nucleotide messenger RNA. RefSeq lists its product with no specific name. Gene Ontology annotation, biological process: regulation of DNA-templated transcription. Bases 1 to 1647 code for a protein of 548 amino acids. The record is from RefSeq and is a predicted model, not a curated record. The transcript has 6 exons. NCBI's taxonomy places the organism in Eukaryota, Fungi, Ascomycota, Sordariomycetes, Glomerellales, Plectosphaerellaceae. Gene Ontology annotation, molecular function: DNA-binding transcription factor activity, RNA polymerase II-specific; zinc ion binding.